AUGAGGAGACAUCUAUGGUUGGCUAUAUUUGGAACCUUUGCCUUUAUGGUUGUAGCCCAAAAACAAGAAGGUUUCAUCAGUUUGGAUUGUGGAUUCCCUAUUGAGGAAUCUCCUUAUAGUGAUCCUUCAACUGGAUUAACAUUCACAUCAGAUUCCACUUAUAUCCAGACUGGGAAAAGUGGUAGAGUAGAUAAAGAGCUCAACAAAUUGUUCCGAAAACCGUAUUUGACGGUGAGAUACUUUCCAGAAGGAAAACGAAAUUGUUAUAGUCUUGAUGUCAACCGUGGCACAAAUUAUCUCAUCUUGGUUACCUUCAUAUAUGGGAACUAUGAUGGUCUUAAUGUAUAUCCAAACUUUGAUCUCUAUCUUGGUCCUGAUAAGUGGGCAAGAAUAGAUUUGGAAGGAAGACAAAAUGGUACAUACGAGGAGAUCAUACAUAGAGCGAGGUCGAGCUCAUUGGAUAUUUGUCUUGUUAAAACAGGACCAACCUCACCAAUAAUAUCAGCUAUAGAACUACGACCACUGAGAAAUGAUACUUAUGUUACGCAUUCGGGAUCACUGAGGAGCUCUUUUCGGGUUUAUUGUAGCACUUCAGAUAGAGAGAUAAGGUAUGCUGAUGACUCCUAUGAUCGUGUGUGGCAUCAAUUCUUCAGCUCUUCAUAUACAUAUAUAACAACUAGUCUCAAUAUAAGCAAUUCAGACUCAUUUGAGGUACCAAAGGCCGCACUCAAAAGUGCUGCCACGCCUAAAAACGUCAGUGCGCCGCUCAUCAUCACCUGGAAACCAAGACCCUCUAAUGCUGAAGUUUACUUUUAUCUUCAUUUCGCCGAGAUACAAACCCUUGCAGCCAACGAGACGAGAGAAUUCGACAUUGUCUUUAAAGGAAACUUUAAUUAUUCCGGUUUUAGUCCUCGCAAGUUUGAGCUAUUUACAGCUUUCACAAGUGCACCAGUGCAAUGUGAUUCAGAUGGUUGCAAUUUACAGCUUAUAAGAACUCCGAAGUCAACCCUUCCACCUUUGAUCAACGCUCUUGAGGCUUACACUAUUAUCGAAUUCCCACAAUUGGGAACAAACCUAAGUGAUGUUUCCGCUAUCAAGAACAUCAAAGCUACUUAUCGUCUGAGUAAAACCAGUUGGCAAGGAGAUCCAUGUCUCCCUCAGGAAUUAUCUUGGGAAAAUCUUGGAUGCAGUUAUGCAAAUAUUUCCACCCCACCAAGCAUCAUUUCCUUAAACUUGUCAGCAAGUGGAUUAACUGGGACUAUAUCCCCAAUUUUACAAAAUCUAACGCACAUACAAGAACUAGAUUUGUCUAAUAACAGUUUGACUGGACCUGUGCCUGCGUUUUUGGCCAACAUCAAAUCAUUAUCUUUGAUAAACUUGAGUGGGAACAAUCUUACCGGUUCAGUUCCACAGACUCUUCUUGAUAGAGAAAAGGAAGGACUUGUCUUAAAACUUGAAGGAAAUCCACAGCUAUGCACGCUUAGUUCAUGCAAUCAAAAAGAGAAAAAUGGAUUGUUGGUACCGGUGGUUGCAUCAAUUGCCUCUGUUCUUAUUGUAAUAGUGGUUGUGGUGGGUCUCUUUUUUGUGUUCCGAAAGAAGAAGGUGCCUUCAGAUGUACAAGCACCACCAAGCUUGCCCGUAGUAGAUGUUGGACAUGCUAAAGAGUCAUCAUUCCUCUCGAAAAAGAUAAGGUUUACUUAUGUCGAGGUUCAAGAAAUGACAAAUAAUUUUCAAAGAGUUCUUGGUGAAGGAGGGUUCGGAGUUGUUUAUCAUGGUUGUGUUAAUGUUACUCAACAAGUAGCUGUUAAAUUGCUCUCUCAAUCAUCUUCUCAAGGAUACAAGCAUUUCAAGGCAGAGGUGGAACUUCUUAUGAGAGUGCACCAUAUAAAUUUGGUGAGCCUUGUUGGUUAUUGUGAUGAAGGAGAUCACUUGGCCCUCAUCUACGAGUACAUGCCCAAUGGAGACUUAAAACAACAUUUAUCAAGAAAGCGUGGUGGAUCCGGAUAUGUCUUAAGCUGGGAAAGUAGACUAAGAGUAGCUGUCGAUGCAGCACUAGGGUUGGAGUACUUACACACCGGAUGCAAACCACCAAUGGUUCACAGAGAUAUAAAAAGUACAAACAUACUUUUGAACGAACGUUUCGAAGGAAAAUUAGCCGAUUUCGGGCUUUCGAGAUCUUUUCCUAUGGGAAAUGAAACACAUGUUUCAACAGUUGUUGCUGGAACUCCUGGUUAUCUUGAUCCCGAGUAUUACCAAACAAAUUGGUUGACAGAGAAAAGUGAUGUUUACAGUUUUGGAAUUGUACUAUUGGAGAUCAUUACAAACCGUCGUAUAAUCGACCAGACUCGUGGAAAGCCUCACAUAGUAGAAUGGGUUGGACUUAUUGUAAGAACAGGAGAUAUUGGGAAUAUUAUAGACCCGAACCUCCAAGGAGAUUACGACGUUGGUUCUGUAUGGAAGGCUAUUGAAUUAGCAAUGUCAUGUGUGAAUCAUUCUUCUGCAAGAAGACCAAGCAUGUCCCAAGUUGUUAAUGAUCUUAAAGAGUGUGUGAUAUCUGAAAACUCAAGGACAGGAGGGAGUCGAGAAAUGAACUCAAUUAGUUCCAUCGAAUUCAGCAUGGAUAUUGACACCGAGGUGAUCCCUAAAGCACGCUAGUUAGUUCGUUAAAAAUGUAUUUAACAAGUGUGUUAUUUAUUUAUUUUCGAGGAAUCUUCAAUUCAACACCUUCAAGGGAUUUAGUAUCAAUUGUUUAUUGGAUUUGAUAUAACUUUCAAAUGAAUUUGUUGUUAUUUGAUGUA
This is a messenger RNA of Capsella rubella, 2798 nucleotides long. RefSeq names its product probable leucine-rich repeat receptor-like protein kinase At2g28990. The coding region runs from base 1 to 2655 and encodes 884 amino acids. Lineage: Eukaryota; Viridiplantae; Streptophyta; Magnoliopsida; Brassicales; Brassicaceae. The record is from RefSeq and is a predicted model, not a curated record. Gene Ontology annotation, molecular function: ATP binding; protein binding; protein kinase activity. Gene Ontology annotation, biological process: protein phosphorylation. The transcript is spliced from 13 exons.